UGGACGUAGUUAACACUUCCCCCUUCCGUUUUCCGCGACCUACUCAACCACCGCCCUCUCGCUCGGUUGCUCCCUUUUUUUCUCUAGUCUCACCUCACUGCAAGAGAGCAGAGAGAGAGAGAUAAGAAAAUGAAACAGAGAGCAUGGGCAUUCCUCGCAGACGGUGAACAGAUCACAGCUCUUUCGUUGGGAAACAACAACAACAACGACAGAAAGAGCAGGAGAAGCAACGAAAAAUACAAGCCACAAGAACGACGACAUCUAGAGGUUUGUGGAAGCAGAUGCAACUUUACCGUCACUUCCGCACCUAGAAGAACCGAGUCGACCCGUCGCAGCCGCUUCGAUACCAACGCAUCGUCCUCGCAGAUUGCCCACCAUGAUUUCUCUUUACUACCAUUUGAUGUAUUGGCUAAGGUUGCAGCUUCCUUCACCCUCUCAAAUCUCCAAUCGGCUUCCUUGGUUUGCCGCUCGUGGCGGGACGCCCUUCGACCUCUCAGGGAGGCUAUGUUGUUCCUCCGCUGGGGAAAGCGGUUCAAGCAUGGCCACGGUGGGGUCCGCCCCAACCUCGACAAGGCUCUUGAUUCCUUCUUGAAGGGUGCCGCCCGUGGCUCUACGCUUGCCAUGGUCGAUGCCGGUCUAAUUUACUGGGAGAUAGGCAAGAAGGGGGAGGGUAUUGCCUUGUACAAGAAGGCUGCUGAACUCGGUGAUCCUGCUGGGCAGUGUAAUUUGGGGAUUUCUUACUUGCAAGCUGAACCUUCUAACCCAAAGGAAGCUAUGAAAUGGUUAUACCAAGCUUCCGUUGCUGGCCAUGUCCGUGCUCAAUACCAGCUUGCACUCUGUUUGCAUCAAGGUCGUGGAGUGGAGUCUAAUCUAGCUGAAGCUGCUAAAUGGUAUCUUAGAGCUGCAGAAGGUGGGUAUGUGCGUGCUAUGUACAACACUUCAUUGUGCUACUCAUUUGGUGAAGGUUUGGUGCACAAUCAUCAACAAGCAAGGAAAUGGAUGAAGCGGGCUGCUGAUCGUGGCCAUAGUAAAGCUCAGUUCGAGCAUGGCCUUAGUCUCUUCUCUGAAGGGGAAAUGAUGAAAGCAGUAGUCUACCUCGAGCUUGCUACACGAGCAGGUGAAACUGCUGCAGCUCAUGUUAAGAAUGUAAUCCUCCAACAGCUUUCUGCAACUUCACGUGACCGUGCCAUGCACCUAGCUGACAAUUGGCGGGCUCUUCCUUCUCGUUGAGAUGUGUAUUUCAACAGUUUGUAUACAUCACAUUUACAUUUUUUACCGGGCUCUUCCUUCUUGCUGAGCUAUGUAUUUAAACAGUUUGUGUACAUUAUAUUUUUACUUGCAUUUUUUUGUACCCAUGCAUAACUUAA
Molecule: messenger RNA, 1367 nt
Organism: Nelumbo nucifera (sacred lotus)
Lineage: Eukaryota; Viridiplantae; Streptophyta; Magnoliopsida; Proteales; Nelumbonaceae
Product: F-box family protein
Molecular function (GO): protein binding
Source: RefSeq, a predicted model, not a curated record